Messenger RNA from Phlebotomus papatasi, 1720 nucleotides. It is a transcript of the gene Tpc1, whose product is annotated as mitochondrial thiamine pyrophosphate carrier. Gene Ontology annotation, molecular function: thiamine transmembrane transporter activity. The transcript has 2 exons. The record is from RefSeq and is a predicted model, not a curated record. The coding region runs from base 180 to 1094 and encodes 304 amino acids. Gene Ontology annotation, cellular component: mitochondrial inner membrane. Gene Ontology annotation, biological process: thiamine pyrophosphate transmembrane transport. Lineage: Eukaryota; Metazoa; Arthropoda; Insecta; Diptera; Psychodidae.
UAUAGUCGCAUCAUGGCAUAUUUAACCUCAAAUUGGAGCGAAAACAAGAAAAAAUAACGUAGUUACAUAAAUUAUGAAAAACAUUGUUUUACAAGUGAAACAAUUAAAAGUAUUAUGAAAUAGUGUCCGCGAUUUAGUUAUAAAUCAUUUGUGCGUAAGAGUAUGCAAAGACAAGUGCCAUGAGUGAGCAGAACUGGAAAAAUGCAGUAGCAGGAGCAAGUUCCGGAGCAAUAACACGAUUUCUUUGUCAGCCGCUGGAUGUACUAAAGAUUCGCUUCCAAGUCCAGAUUGAACCAUUAAGCUACGCUUACCAUACUUCUAAAUACAAGUCUAUAAUCCAUGCACUGACUGUGAUAUAUAGUGAAGAAGGAAUCCGAGGUCUUUGGAAAGGUCAUAAUCCUGCCCAAAUUCUGUCAAUCGGUUAUGGAAUCACACAGUUCACGGUAUACGAGAGAGUUAACAGAAGUGCCGAGACGAUAGAUUUCUUCCAGAAGCACAAGCUCUUGAAGAACUUCUGUUGCGGAGGAUUUGCAGGAGCCACUGCAGCAUUUGUCUCUACACCACUGGAUGUCAUCCGAACAAGGCUAAUUGUGCAGGAUGCUGGUCAGGGUUAUAGGAACUCAGUCCAAGCUGUUGGGUUGAUUCUAAGAAAAGAUGGUAUACGUGGAUUGUAUAGAGGCUUUGGACCAUCCCUCCUGCAGAUUACUCCACUGGCAGGAUCAAAUUUUAUGUUUUACAAAUUCUACUGUGGCCUAUUGCAAAAUCUACUAGGUGCGAAAUCUCACAGUGACCUUCCUACUUGGGGUCUCCUGCUUAUGGGCAGUUUAACGGGCUUUUCAUCCAGAGCCUUGGUUUAUCCUCUCGAUGUGAUUAAGAAACGCCUGCAAAUACAAGGAUUCGCUCAGCAUCAUCAAACGUUUGGAAAACAUUUUGAAUGCGAAGGAUUCAUUCAAUGUGUCAUCCGAACGUCUAAAACUGAAGGCUUCCUGGGUUUCUACAAAGGUAUCGUGCCCAGUAUGUUAAAGUCUGGGAUAACAACUGCGCUAAAUUUUUGCAUUUAUGAUGAAACCAAGAAGAUUUUGGCACAAAUCUAGCAAUAUCAGUAGUUUCUCAAAUAAAACCACUCUAGCAUAGAAAUGAUGCAGUCUAGCUGAAGUGUGAAUACCAUCUGUGAUUUAAUUCAUUGAAAACAAUACAGAUUGAAAACAAAGCACAACUUUUACCUGUAAAAUAAUUAGGGUAACAAAUGUGUUCCUUAGAGAAGGUUGCAAAAAAGGAGAGAUAAAUGUGUAUGCGAGAUGAUAUGCCUCAUCCCCCUCAUCCCUAUUUCGUGAAUAAAUGAAUGAGCAAAUAAGGUCUGCUUAAAAGUACUUGAAAGAAUGAUUUCGAAACAAAUUCUUAAUUAAAUUUCAUCAUAAGGCCGAUGGCUUCUUUAGGGAGAGCAAUCCACAGUGCUCAAGUAGUGAACAUGUGUCUUUGUAAUUUUUUUCUUCACAAUUCCUGCACUCUCGCGAGAGUCCCUUUGAAAAAAAUGGCGAAAGAAAAUUCGCUGUGUGCUCGAAUUUACUAAUUUAAGUAUUCCUAGGAUUUUUUCAUGGAUCAGAUUUUAAUUUUAGCUCAAUUUAAACUUGUGGUUCAUAAAUCAUCUUAAUCUUAAUUUAAAUUUAUUAUAAAUAUUUAUGUAUUUUGAAUUUACAAUAAAAAUUGAACUAUAGGUUUA